CCCAUAGACAAGUUUGAGAAAUUGUCCAAGAGUUUCUACUAUCAUUUGCAAUCUUCUGUUAUUGAAUGUCAAGGGCUUAUUGUGCCAAGAAGAAAGAAAAUGAGAAAAACAAUAUGAUUGGUGUACUGUUUGGUACUUCUGAAACUGGUGCGACCAAAUUACAUUUCACAAUCCUUCCCCCUAAAUUAGAAAUCCAAGCUCCAUGUUCUGCAUGAUCAUCCUUCUCUCCGUCUCUGUCACCGUUCCAGACGAUGACGACCUACGGAACCAUCCCGACAGAACGUUUGCCAUCCUCGAACCUAGAUAUCGUUUCACAAGCAAAAGGACAGAUUGAAUUAUGCCUUGGCAUACAAAGACCAUGGCUGGAGAUGAUUCAGCUCCAAGAUCUCAAACCUCCCUCCUCCUUCAACCAAUCAAUCCAAAGAAUCAGGACAAACGUAGCCUUCUUCCGCAUGAACUACGCCAUUAUCAUAUUGACCAUUCUCUUCAUAAGCCUUCUAUGGCACCCCAUCUCAUUGAUGAUCUUCAUCGUCACGAUGGCUGCAUGGUUGUUUCUAUAUUAUUUACACGACAAACCCUUGGUGGUUGUAGGCUAUGAAAUCGAUCAACGAUUCCUAAUGGCAGCUUUGUUCUUGGUCACAGCCCUGAUACUUUUCCUUACCAAUGUGAAAUAUAACAUUAUAAUGGCACUCUCUAUUGGCCUUGCUUUUGUUUUGGUUCAUGGAGCCUUAAGGGAGCCAGAGGAUGUCUUGACUGUGGAUGAUGAAGAAGGGCUUGCAUCAGGUGGUGGCCCUGUUCUAAAAGUCCCUCUAAAAAAUGCUGCCUCUUCUUCUUAUUCUCUGUCCCAAUAGUGGAUUUGUCAUGUUUCCAAAAUUUCCGUGGUUCUUUUUCUUUUUCUUUACUUUAGACGUUUGUAAAUUGAUGGUAAAUUCUGGGUUUGGUGACGUGUGUAAUACAAAGGACGGUGAAUGAGUCUCAGAUCUGUAAAUUUGUAUAUAA
Messenger RNA from Rosa rugosa (rugosa rose), 999 nucleotides. Its product is annotated as PRA1 family protein F3. NCBI's taxonomy places the organism in Eukaryota, Viridiplantae, Streptophyta, Magnoliopsida, Rosales, Rosaceae. Gene Ontology annotation, cellular component: endoplasmic reticulum; Golgi apparatus. Gene Ontology annotation, biological process: vesicle-mediated transport. The coding region runs from base 252 to 851 and encodes 199 amino acids. The record is from RefSeq and is a predicted model, not a curated record. The transcript is spliced from 2 exons.